AGGAGACCAUCAAUAUGAACUAUAUCAUCUCUGAUUCUUCAAUAUAACCAAACAUUCAGAGAACACACAAUGAUCAUCUUAUUCUUAACUAUGACUUUGAACACCAUUCUGGUUUCAGGUUCCUCUCUCAGUGACAAAGUCGACCAGAAUCCACCCAACAUGUACAAAAAUCCUGAAGAGAAAGCCAAAAUCUACUGUUCACACAGUAUUGCCACCUGGAAUCGAAUCCUCUGGUACAAACAAUCAGACAGACAGCUACAGUACCUGGGAAACAUGGUAGCAGGCAGUGCGCUUCCAGAGAGUGGACUGGAUGAGGAUGUGACCAUAGGAGGGAGUGCAGAUGAAGGCCGGAACUGCACAUUAACAAUUAACAGUGUCAGUGUGAGCAGCAGUGCAGUUUACUUCUGUGCUGCUGGACAGACCCAGGGCACCCCUGCUUACUUUGGAAAAGGAACUAAACUGACAGUUUUAGAAACAGGACAACCAGUCACCCCACCGACGGUAAAAAUAUUUCCACCUUCAGCAAAGGAGUGCAGAAACAAAAAGGACGAUAUAAGGAAGAAGACCCUCGUCUGUGUGGCUUCCGGUUUCUACCCCGACCAUGUUAGCGUCUCCUGGGAAAAAAACGGUAACGGGGUUAAGGAUGGCGUGGCGACGGACAGCGCUGCCAAGAGAACACCUGACAAGACCUACAGAAUCACCAGCAGACUGAGAGUUCCUGCUGAUGAUUAUAACAAACUCGGCAACACUUUCAAAUGCAUCGUCAGCUUCUAUAAUGGAACAGAAAAUGUCCUUCGUCAUGCUUCCAUUAAGAGUAUUCAAGGUAAAUCAGAGGGAGGCAUGACCAAAGAGAAGUAUUUGAAGCACCUACAAAAUGCCAAACUCUCGUACGGCGUCCUAAUCGUGAAGAGCUGCAUCUACGGAGCCUUCAUUGGGUUUUUGGUGUGGAAGCUUCAGAGUUCAGCCAGAAAAUACAGCUGAGAGCUGAGAUGAGACCUGAACAAGCAGGAGACGGAUUGUCUUUGUUUGUGUAAAUAAAAUGCUGCAGCGUAUUUGCAUUCAUAUAUAAAUAAGCCAGCUGAAUCCUGCUAACAAUACAGAAACAUAUCUAUGCAUAUUCAAUGGUAAACCUACUGUGUGACUGGUUCUAUGUCCACGUCACUGUUUGUGUUUCGUUAAAACCGUUUCCACUUAAUGCUUCAUUAUUUUCUCAAUAAACGUUUGUGAAAUGA
Stegastes partitus (bicolor damselfish) is the source of this 1232-nucleotide messenger RNA. RefSeq lists its product as uncharacterized. The transcript is spliced from 8 exons. The coding region runs from base 70 to 981 and encodes 303 amino acids. The record is from RefSeq and is a predicted model, not a curated record. Lineage: Eukaryota; Metazoa; Chordata; Actinopteri; Pomacentridae.